AGUCCCCCGCUAACCAAGUCGCAUCAAACAUUUCAACUCUACUACCCUCCUCCCCUCCUCUCUCUCCGCCUUCUUAUUCCCACGCUUCUCCGGUUACCGCUCCUCCUCUCGCCUCGCGUCUCCUGCAAUGGAAGUUGCUGCUCGGAAGCAACAACUCCUCCUCCUCCCGUCCAUGGCGCACGACCCAAACUCCCCGUCCUCCUCCACCUCCUCCUCCUCCCCAUCCUCCGCCGCCGCCGCCGCCUCCUCUUCGCCGUCGUCCCACCGCCCGCCGCCGCCGCCGCCGUCGUCGUCGUCACAACCCGCCCUCCCGCCUUCCCCGAGGACCGUCGUCCCGCGCACCAUCGACACCACCCCGUUCCCCACCACCUUCGUCCAGGCCGACACCGCCUCCUUCAAGCAGGUCGUCCAGAUGCUCACCGGCUCCGACACCACGCCGCCGUCACAGAGGCCGCCGGCCAAGAGCAACCACCACCAGCACCACCACAGCGGCGCGCCAUGCCGGCCCAAGAAGCAGGCGUUCAAGCUGUACGAGCGCCGGAGCGGCGUCCACAAGAACUUCAAGAUGAUCGCGCCGCUGGCGAUGGCGGCGGCCGCGGCCGCGGGGGCGUCGUCGUCGCCGAGGAAGGCGGCGCAGCACCAGCAGCAGGAGGCGCUGUCGCCGAGCGUGCUCGACUUCCCGUCGCUGGCGCUCAGCCCCGUCACGCCGCUCGUGGCCGACCCCUUCAACCGGUCACCGGCGUCGGCGUCGUCGUCGGCGUCACCGGAGGAGGAGGCCGCGGCCAUCGCGCAGAAGGGGUUCUUCCUCCACCCGUCGCCGAGGAGCGCCGAGCCGCCUCGCCUCCUGCCGCUGUUCCCCGUCACGUCCCCGAGGGUAGCCUCCUCCUCCUCCUCCUCCGCCGCCGCCGCCGUCGCCGUCGCCUCGCCGUCGUUCGAGUGAUCGAGCUAUGCACGUCGGCGACGCGCGUCGCGCUGCUUAGAUUAUUUAUGAUAUGAGCACUGCUCGGCAGUAUGUACUGUUCGUACUCGUUCUUGGUGCUUAAUUGCUGUAAUUUUUUUCUCACUUCAUUGAGCGAUUUGCUCGCGAAGAAACAACGGAAAAGAAACACAUCUUGAUCGUCAGUUC
Oryza sativa Japonica Group (Japanese rice) is the source of this 1126-nucleotide messenger RNA. Its product is annotated as VQ motif-containing protein 4. Lineage: Eukaryota; Viridiplantae; Streptophyta; Magnoliopsida; Poales; Poaceae. The record is from RefSeq and is a predicted model, not a curated record.